AUGCGCGUUGAGAACGUGAUCCCGGAAGAACACGUUACACAUUCUUCGCCCUAUCGCUCUUUGGGUGACCAGCGGUUUGUUCUCUUCGACUUUAAAAGCAGACCAACUUUCAGCACGGGCACGAAACCGGGUCAACGUGGCGGCAGUCAAGCGUUGUCCUGUCCACCGACUGCAACUUCAUCUGACCGGCCAGUGACCGUCUACGUCGUGGUUUGGCCAGUGCUCAAGCAAGAUCUGGGAUUCGGCGUUCGGCCUCGGUUCGGCACCGCUUUGUCCCCCGUUCUUUGUGUCCUCGUAGCUGCUGGCCAGCCAAUCGUCGCGGCCUGA
This is a messenger RNA of Soboliphyme baturini, 327 nucleotides long. The record is from the annotation of a GenBank genome assembly. Lineage: Eukaryota; Metazoa; Nematoda; Enoplea; Dioctophymatida; Soboliphymatidae.